AUGGACCAACACAAAUCCGGCCACCAGGCCGUGAAGCCGCCUACCACGAUCUCCAGUAUGUUGAAUGAGCCCUCGGUUUACAGGGAACCAAGCAGCGGGGACAGCGCUUAUGCCUCACAAAACAAUUCGAAGCACUCGAGCCUAUCCAACACGCACAACGGUAUCAAUACGCAUCACAUGGGGUCAGACCAUAAUCAUGCGGAGAAAACACCUUCGCCAGUGUUCAAUGGCAUCUCCCCUCACCCCCUCAGUUCCCCGACAGGAGCCAUGAGCGUCGCAUCCAUCGUGUCGCCAACCAUACCCGAACGUCGAGAGCAGAUAGCACACAACAGAUUGAGCGACAAUAGACUGAGCGUUCAGACGAUAGACUCGGCGUUGCACAACGGGUCGAUCAAUGGGGACUCGCGACGUGAGUCCGUAGACAGCCGUUUGGGAGCCAACUUCGGAGACAUGCGUCUGUCUGGUGCCUCACCAUAUGCAUCCAACAAUCAAUCAACAACCUCAUUACAGAGUACGCUUGCACAGCAAAGAAAUCCUGGCGCUACCGAUAGACCCCACUUGGGACUUCGAUAUUCGGAUCAAUUCUCUCCACGGUCAUCACGAUUCUCGCAGGCCAGCGACCCUGUAUCGCCUUCACGAGGAAUAUUGACAUCAAAAACGGCGCCUCCGAUUCAUGGUCCUCCUUCACGAGAGAUUGCCGAGGCCCCUCAUGCGAUUCCCGGUCAAGCCUGGGCGUUGGAUUUCCAUGCUGAUCCCUCAGAGGCGGAUGCCCAUGUUAACCGAAAUGGAACGUCUUUCUUUGAUAAUGACUCUCGAAGGAACUCAUUCACCGACUCGAUCGCAAGCAGUGCGUAUACAACAGAAUCACGUCUUCCGCAGGGGCAACGAAGACUCGAUGACCAGUCAGACCUGAACCACCGCCUGUCGAGGGCUUCGUCAGAGCUCCAGGUCUCCACCCACCAUCAUUCACUUCAACAUCGACAAGUAGCCGAGCUGCAGGGUGAAGGCACAUCCCCUGGUGGGAGUCAGCCAUACUCUCGCACUCCAGAGUUGAGAGUGUCACACAAACUGGCGGAGCGUAAACGACGUACUGAGAUGAAAGACCUGUUCGACCAACUGCGUGAUCUUAUGCCUCAAGAACGUGGAUCUAAAGCAUCGAAAUGGGAAAUUCUAACAAAAGCCAUCUCUGAAUAUGGAAGAGCGAUGACUGAUAUCAGCAGGCUGACCGUUAAGAUUCGCUCAGUGGAACAAGAACUCGAGACUUCUCGACGCGAAGCAGCUGCAUUGAGGCUGGAAAACAGUCAACUGCGUGGAGAGCUGGCUUCUUUUGCUAAUUCCCAUCGACCUGCUCCUCAACCACAAAUGAACAAUGACUAUCCACCACAAAACAACAACAUGUACGGUGGAAGCCAAGCAGAUCGGAACCCACGUCACGGACACGAUCCAUAUGUUGUCAGAUCAGCGGAACAACUACCACCAAUCCGAAACGCCAUCAGCGGCCAUCCUCAAGCACCAGAAGCAAUGAGUGGAAUCCAAUAUCAAAACUCGUAUCGUCCUGGAGUCGACCACUUCUGA
Messenger RNA from Glarea lozoyensis ATCC 20868, 1575 nucleotides. RefSeq names its product HLH, helix-loop-helix DNA-binding protein. The record is from RefSeq and is a predicted model, not a curated record. Gene Ontology annotation, biological process: positive regulation of transcription by RNA polymerase II. The transcript is spliced from 3 exons. Gene Ontology annotation, cellular component: RNA polymerase II transcription regulator complex. Gene Ontology annotation, molecular function: DNA-binding transcription factor activity; protein dimerization activity. NCBI's taxonomy places the organism in Eukaryota, Fungi, Ascomycota, Leotiomycetes, Helotiales, Helotiaceae. Bases 1 to 1575 code for a protein of 524 amino acids.